UUCAAUUUUGCAUCCCCGCCCUUGCUUUUACUCUCACUUUCAUUUUGUCUGCCAUGCAUUUUCUGAGUUUCUUUUAGGUUUCCGAAGUUGUUUUGAGUAUCAGUUUCUUUGUAAACCAUUUAUAUUUGGGUCUCCCCUUCUCCAUUGAUGCUUGUACCAACUAUCGUGCUACUGGGUCAGUGAGAGGAAUAGAUGCUCUGUCAUCACUAAGUUCUUUUGUUAAGGUUUCUGUUUUCUUUGCGCUUGUGUUUUCUGCGUUUGCCAAAUGGAGAUUAUAAUGCCUUAAACGAGUCCGCAAUAGUUGUGCUGGAUUUUGAGAGAAAGAUGGCUAAAGAACAACCUAACGACCUCCGCAGUCGAAUCGCGCAGAUUCAGAAGCUUUACGACGUUGACCGCGAUUUCAACCCUUUGGAAUUGGAUACCCCCAGUCACUGCGCUCUUCAUCUUGAGAAUACACUGCAGCACAUUGUAUCCGACUUCCCUUCUUUCGAAACUGAAGAUGCUUACAUAAACCAGUUGCAAGAGGAGCUUCGCACUGUCCACCUUCAAUCUGCCCAAAUGGCUGACCAGAUUGGCCUUCUUACCAAAAUUCACAACGAUGAUUCUGCAAUAUUGCUGGCCAAACUUGAAGAAUUGGACUUUUCUUUACAUUAUAUUCAGUCAAAGGAUCAGAAGAACAUAUCUGAGGCUACUGAAGGCAUUGAUUCCCCAAUUCUGAGAGAUGAUUGUUCAAAUUUAGCCGCUGAAAAUCUGGACAAAAAUUUAGAGCUAUUUCAACUUGAAAAUAAGAUUGAUGAAAUGAAGUUGAUUGUAAAGUCUCUGCAGAAUCUUCAGUUCACAGUCAAGUGGUUUGAAGUUGUAGAGCAGAUUGAGGAUGCGCUCACGGGUCUAAAAGUGCUUGCAUUUGAUGAGAAUUGCAUUAGGUUGUCAUUGCAGACUUACAUGCCAUCAUCUGAGGGCAUUUCUUAUCAGCUGAGUGUUCAAGAAGAUGCCGUUGAUGAGCUGAAUCAUGAGUUGUUAAUUGAGGUUUUUGAGGGGACUAUGAAGUUAAAGAAUGUCCAGGUUUCUCCAAAUGAUAUAUAUUUGAGCGACAUUGUUGAUUAUGCAAAGUCUGUCAGCAAUUUCUCGUUGCAGUGGUUUAUACAGAAAGUGCAAGAUAGAAUUUUACAAAGCACACUUAGGAGUCUUGUAAUAAAGGAUGCUAAUAAAUCAAGAUAUUCACUUGAAUACUUGGACAAAGAUGAGACUAUUGUGGCUCAUAUGGCAGGAGGAACUGAUGCGUACAUAAAGUUGUCGCAUGGCUGGCCCAUAUUUGGUUCUCCAUUGAAGCUUAUAUGCAUAAAGGGAUCAGAUGAUUUGAAGAGAGCUUCUCUGAGUUUUCAUUGCAAAGUUGAGAAGUUGGUCAAUUCUUUAGAUACUCAUGUUCGUCAAAAUAUAUCAAGCUUCGUAGAUGCUAUUGAAAAAAUACUCAUAGAACAGCUGCAGCUUGAUCUUCGGGUCAGUGAUACUUCAGGCUAAGGAUACUGUCAGUUCAUCAUCUAUCAUACUAAUUGUAUAUAUCUCCACAACUAUAACCUUUAUUUGGGGUUGAAAUGCUGCAUCACGUCAUGAAUCUUGUUUUCUAUUUCAUGAAACAGAUUGUUAAAAUGUCUUGUAAAGGUUAUUUUCUACAAGUUAAACUUGAAACUGUCAUGCCAAAUUGGCUUUUGUGACAUCUGAAUAGUCUGUAACAGAUAAUAUAUUUGCCAAUGUACUGGAAUUGAAAAUUUUGACA
This is a messenger RNA of Vigna unguiculata (cowpea), 1774 nucleotides long. RefSeq names its product reverse transcriptase-like protein. The record is from RefSeq and is a predicted model, not a curated record. Lineage: Eukaryota; Viridiplantae; Streptophyta; Magnoliopsida; Fabales; Fabaceae.